AUGCCAGAGGCACUCCACCUCCACCCGGACAUCACCUUCCACCAUCGCCGGAGAUAUGUCCACCGAGGGUCUCGCCGGAAUUUCCAGCUGGGCAGCUCCACGGCGAUCAUGUCCCUCUGGUCCAGUCUUCGACCGCGAACUCGUCGCUCUCCACUCUCCAUCGGCCGGGCUGUCAACCAUAACGUGCUAGCCUGCUUAGCUCGGUCGGCUAACACCACCACCAACUGUGACAGCACGCCUCUCAACUUUGCCCUGCUCAACAUUCGCUCGCUGACAGACAAGGGUCACCUCAUCCAGGACUUCAUCACGGACCGUAAAUUGGACUUCUUCUGCCUGACAGAGACGUGGCAACAGCCCCAAGACUUCUCACAGCUCAAUGAAUCCACGCCUGACGGGUUUGUUUACAUCUGUCAACCCCGUGCUUUCGGACGGGGAGGUGGUCUCGCGAUAAUCUAUCGCGAGAAGUGGAAAGUCUCGCCGGUAUCUGUGCCUGUCUCUGCCUCAUUCGAAUCCACUGUCUGUGAGCUGUCUGGACCCACUCCAGUCAUCAUCGCCGCUGUCUACCGCCCUCCUAAACCGAACAGUGACUUUUUAACUGAUUUUGCUGUUUUUCUCACCCACCUAUCCUCUCUGUCCCCACACAUAAUCCUACUAGGCGACUUCAAUAUCCACAUGGACAACAUCAACCUGCCUCUCACCAAGGAUUUCACCUCCUGCCUACAGAGUUUUGGCUGUCAGCAGCAUACUAACAUUCCUACCCAUUCCAAAGGACACACUCUGGACUUAGUCUGCUGUUCUGGCGUCACUCCCCUUGACCUAACAGCUGAUGAACUCCCCAUAACGGAUCACUUCCUCCUCACCUUCACUGUGAAUCUCACUCUCUCUAUCCGUAAAACACCUCGUGUCAUCUCUUACAGGAAUAUAAAGAAAAUCAACCCCACCACCCUGACUACAACUAUCAACUCCUCCUCCCUCCUCAACAUUCAUAGUCUGUCCACCCUUGAUGAUCUGGUCUCCAAUUAUAACACUGGACUUCAUACUAUCCUUGACACUCUCGCCCCGUUAAAAAACAAAUCUGUCUCCUUCACCGUCUCUGCUCCUUGGUUCACUCCCGACCUCCGGCUCAUGAAAGCCAGAGGUCGGCAGCUUGAACGCCUUUACAGAAAAACUGGUCUCACAAUACACAAAGAAAUGUACAAUAAUCAUCUCUUAAGUUAUAAGGAUUCAAUUUACACCGCCAAAUCACAAUACUAUUCCAACCUAAUCACAGCCAACAAAGGAAACUCCAAAUCACUUUUCUACAUUCUUAACAAGAACACCAAAUCCCAGGACUCUCUCCCCGCCCACCUAUACACCACAUCCUUCUGUAAUGCCAUCAUGUCAUUUUUCAAUGAAAAAAUCAAUAAAAUUCACCAUAAUCUUGGUACAUUGCCUCCCCAUACCCCCCCCCCUGCCCCUCCCCCAUCCAUACUUUCCCUUUCCUCAUUUUUGCUCCCCACUCCUACAGAAAUCUCCGUUCUAAUCAAGAAAUCCAAACCUUCCACCUGUCAACUGGACCCCCUCCCCACUCAACUUGUUAAAAUCUGUCUUCCCUCUCUGGCCCCCCUCAUCACUGCCAUCAUCCACUCCUCUCUCACCACUGUGUUUACCCCAAUUCUAAAAAAACCUGGUGCUGACCCCUCCAUCUUCAACAACUUCCGUCCCAUUUCCAAUCUACCCUUCAUUUCCAAAAUCCUUGAAAAAACAGUUGCAUCUCAGCUCCACUCUCACCUAUCCCACAAUAACCUGUAUGAACAGUUCCAGUCUGGUUUCCGCCCACUCCACAGCACUGAAACAGCACUCACAAAAAUUACUAACGACCUCCUCAUGGCUUCUGACUCUGGACUCCUCACCAUCCUCAUCCUCCUCGACCUGUCUGCAGCUUUUGAUACCAUCUGUCACACCACCCUUCUCAGUCGACUAACCUCUAUUGGCAUCUCCCACACUCCCCUUGACUGGUUCACUUCCUACCUCUCCGGGCGCACGCAUUUCGUGCAGCUCAGGUCCCUAAAAUCCCCUCCCCUGGAGUAG
Molecule: messenger RNA, 2070 nt
Organism: Cynoglossus semilaevis (tongue sole)
Lineage: Eukaryota; Metazoa; Chordata; Actinopteri; Pleuronectiformes; Cynoglossidae
Exons: 1
Coding region: 1-2070 (689 amino acids)
Molecular function (GO): catalytic activity
Source: RefSeq, a predicted model, not a curated record